GAAAUUUCCGCACGUGACAAGCGACGCGCCGCUAUAUGAGGAAACCGGCUGAGAGCAUCCAGACCAUUCAGCCAGCUGCGCGCAAGACGCACACUCCAACUCCAGUAGAGUUUAAAGGGUAGCUGCACGCCGCGAUCAGAGCAGACUGAUAGAGAGUGAAAAGUCCAGGUUAAAGCGAGUCUAAGACAUAAAGAGAACUGCAAGAAAAAAAAAAAAGCAACCUUCCCCUCCCAUUCACCACUUUUUUUUUCAUCCCUCCUUCUCGGACCUCCACUCUCAAGACGCCAGAUCUUCCCAGUCACUCAGAGAGAGGGAUGCUGCAUACUGCUGAGCCGCACUUGCACUCAGACGGAACAUAGAAGCGGGAUUACACUUCAUCUUUUCUGGAGAAGUGACCUAGAGCUGAUUCUGGCUGCUUUUACGCACCGUUUCCUGCUCAAGUGUUGAAAAAAAAGGGGGGGAAAUCUGGACAUUACCACACAGAAGAAUCUCUUCUUUCUUCUUUUACGAUCACAGGAAGGUGUUGAUUUCGUUAUUCUUAUCACACCUUUGUUUUCUUCUCAAGCACGGACACUUUUUUCCCCUCUUAACUAUUAACAGGAGAACCAUCAGCGCGCUUUUUAAAGAUGCUUCCACCCGAGGACGUGAUACCGUAUCGCGUCUUAUCUGACGUUUGACACAUUAAGGAUCAGAUAAAGGAAACUGGAGAAAUUGGACAAAAGCAAAGUCAGAGAACUUCUUUUAAGCCAGGCUGUUGGGCUUUUUUUUUCUUCUUCUUUUUCUUUAUUGGAAUCCAAGCAAACCAGACCGCCGUCCAGAUGCAGUUUCGACUAUUCUCAUUUGCCCUGAUCGUCUUGAACUGUAUGGAGUACAGCAACUGUCAGGCGCCGUCGCACCGCUGGAGGAGAAACAAGAGAGCGAGCUAUGGAGCAUACCCCAUCUGUAAAGGUUGCUCAGUGUGCUCCAGGGAUAAUGGCUGUGUGAACUGCCAGCCCAAACUCUUCCUGUUCCUGCGAAGGGAGAGGAUGAGGCAGUACGGCGAGUGUCUUCACGACUGUCCAGCUGGAUAUUACGGCAUGCGCAGCCCUGAAAUCAACAUGUGCUCCAGGUGCAGGAUAGACAACUGCGAGUCCUGCUUCAGCAAAGACUUCUGUACCAAGUGCAAAUCUGGUUUUUACCUACACAAAGGGCGCUGUUUUGAUAAGUGCCCCGAGGGUUUUGCCCCACUGGAAGACACAAUGGAGUGUGGAGAGGGCUGCGAGGUGGGGCAGUGGAGUGAGUGGGGAGCCUGCACCAGGAGAAACAAAACCUGUGGCUAUAAGUGGGGUCUGGAGACCCGAACGAGGUACAUCGUCAAGAAACCUCCCAAGGACACAAUACCGUGUCCCACCAUUGCUGAGUCCAGGAUGUGCAAAAUGGCCAUGAGACACUGCAGGAGAGGUAAUUCAGGAAAGCACCGAUCCAAAGAGCCAAAAAAGAAUAAGAAUAAGCAGAGGCUGCGGUUUCGGGCCCAGAACCAGCACACUGACCACUUGGCCUCUGCGCUCUCCAGCCAGUAAGGACAAAAAACUCCCAGUGAACACAGAAACCAUCGCAAAGCUGCUAACCGCUGCUUCACCCAUACUCCGGCUGACAACUACCACUUCCCCAUCCGCCUCGCCACUUGCUUCCCAACCCUCCUCAAGCCUCCUCCGCCCUUCCCGC
This is a messenger RNA of Cyprinodon variegatus (sheepshead minnow), 1704 nucleotides long. RefSeq names its product R-spondin 2 (gene rspo2). Bases 819 to 1559 code for a protein of 246 amino acids. Lineage: Eukaryota; Metazoa; Chordata; Actinopteri; Cyprinodontiformes; Cyprinodontidae. The transcript has 5 exons. The record is from RefSeq and is a predicted model, not a curated record.